Poecilia reticulata (guppy) is the source of this 2360-nucleotide messenger RNA. RefSeq names its product cytochrome b561 family, member D1 (gene cyb561d1). Gene Ontology annotation, molecular function: transmembrane monodehydroascorbate reductase activity. The record is from RefSeq and is a predicted model, not a curated record. NCBI's taxonomy places the organism in Eukaryota, Metazoa, Chordata, Actinopteri, Cyprinodontiformes, Poeciliidae.
GUUUUCACCUGUAUUUUCUGUUCUUAGUGGGUUGGGGAGGGAUACUAUGUUUACAUCCUGUUGCAACUGACUUUUCCUUUCUUAAGAGGCUCCAGGCAAUGUUCUGUCAGCAUAGAACUCAAAGAUGGAGGCGGGAGAUCAAUCGUAUGGGUCUAUAACCUCCUGACUCAGGAAUAUACUAAAAUACGUCUGCACCAAUUUCAAAUGUCGUCACCACGAUCUUAGCAAGAGUGUGUCAGAGGAAUGUCCCAGAAAUCCCAUCAUGAGUGGGGGUGAUGCAAUAAUCAGUUAGAUUGGUGAGUUUCCUAUGUGAUUUAGAUUAUGCUGAACCUCAGACUGGUGUCGGUCCCCUAUUUAGCUUAUUGUGCAGAACUUCCUGGUAUGGUGGGACAUACAUGGGGUACUGAGAACCCUUCCUGCCUCUGUUGAGCUGGAGCGUCAGCAAUGCUGACCGCAGGAUUGCUGCCAGAAGGGUCGCAUAAAGGUGUGGUGAUUGUCUCCAGCAGUCAUUGGGCGAGAGGCGGAGUCCAACCCGGACAGGUCACCAGUCCUUCACAGAGACGCACAGGACAACCAGCCAUGUACAGGCAGACGCACACACCUUGUAUUUUAAAAACCAGUUUACCUAACAGUCGUGGGCAGAAAGCAAGGUAAAUGUUAAUUAAUCCCACUGUUCUGCUUUCACGCGCUCAUCAACUCGCCUUAUUUGGAUUUAAGAUCGCAGUUUUAUUAUCGUGUGUAUUGUUAAUAUGAUUAACUUCAGUUAGAGAACUAGGGCUAUUAAUAUAAAAUGUGUCCGUUCUGAGCAGACUUUGGCGAAACCGCUUCCUGGAAUACACCGGAAGUGGCGUCGCGUGUUUAUUUGUGACGUUGCAGUGGCUCCUGCCAGCCCCUGGUCUCCUCUUCCUUUUGCCGCGGAUCGGAUCUCCCGUUCUUUCAGUUGACAAUGCAGCUUAUCGGGCGUCACUUCGCACGCGCCGCACCCCAGCCUUCCAGCACGCCACUUCCAUCCAGCGGGGUUGACGCAGCAGCGGCGGCGGCACGAUGCCGUCUGACGUGGAGUACAGCCCGUUGGGAGAGGGGCUUGGGAUGCGGGAUUUCUGGAUCUACGUGUGGCUGCGCAGAGCAGCUUUGAUCGCAGCUCAUGUCACCGGUCUAGGCUUUACCAUCGUCAUCUCCGUGCUGUCCAGACCCGGAACCAGUCUGUUUUCUUGGCAUCCGCUGUGCAUGUCUGUUGCUUACUGCUUGUGCAUGACUGAAGGCAUCCUCCUCUUCUCCGCUGAGGGUACCAUCUUCUGCCUGAAGUCACGGAAGAACAAAGUGCGUUUCCACUGGCUGUGCCAGGCCCUGGCGCUGGUGUCGGCGGCGGUUGGGCUGGGCUUCAUCCUGGCCAGUAAGGUCGUGUCCGAGCUGCCCCACCUGGUGUCCUGGCACAGCCUGAUGGGCUGCUACACCCUGGCCGCCUCCCUGCUCCAGGCCGGCUGCGGCGUCUGCCUAGUCUUCCACAAGCAGCUGCGGCUCUCCUCAUCCCUGGCCAAACUCAAGCUCUACCACGCCACCUGCGGCCUGGUGGUGUACCUGCUGGCCACCAGCACCAUCAUGCUGGCCAUGCUGUCAGACUGGUUCCAGGCUACGGUGAAGGGGGCGGCUUGGUGGCUGAUGACCAUGCUUCCCCUCUUCCUUGCCCUGGUGGCCAUGAACCAGAUCACUAACGCCUACCUGCCCCGCAAGAAGAUAAGCAGCUAGGCUGCAGACGGAACACGGUGCAGAGUCGGAACGGAAAAUGAGUUUUCUAAGGUUUUGAUGGAGACUGUUUUCACGCUUCAGGGAUUCAUUGAGUUCUAAGCAGAUUUAUGUCCAAACAUGUUCCUACCUGAAGUCCACAGCCAGUAUCUAGUGGUGAGUGGAGGAAAUGCAGCAUGAAGCUCUUAAGCACUGAAUCAUAUCUGACUCUCGUGGAUGAAGGCAGAGCCUUUUGUGCCGCUGAUGCAGUGAAAGCGAUGAAGGCCGAUCGGAAACCUGACAGCAGCUUUUAGAUUCCUGAUCACUUUAAAGCUGCAUUCUGUCACUUUUAUUUAAAAAAUAAAAAAGAGUCUGUUUUACAUAUUUGUUGAAACUGUCAUGAUGUCAUGACCAAUAUGAGACCAAUAAUCUGUAAAAAAAAAAUGCUAACUAGAAAUAACCAAUUAAUGUCGGGAGGAAGGUCUUGGCGCUCUCAUUCACCGUGCUCUCUGCUUCACUGAAGCUAGUGUAGCCUGUUGUGAAUGCUAAGGCUAGUUAGCAUGGCCACCACUGACAGAUAAUACAUGGCUUUCCUGUACUGGGAAGUUGUUUAUCCGGCAUUAGCACAUUUAGCAGAG